GAUCUGCUGAUCAUACUGCUGGACAAUAUUUCAAAGAGAGAAUAUGACUGUUCUCACCUCUGUAGCAUAGCUCUGUAAUAAAGCUUCUGCCCUGGUGACAUCUUAUCAUCUAUUGAUUGGUUGAUACUUUAUUGAUCCUCAAAGGGAAAUUCAUCAUGAUGUUUCCUCUUGAAGAGAUGAAGACCACCUGUCACUGUUCAGGUUACCGGGAGCAACAACAAAAACCUCACAGCAUCCUGUACAAUAUCCUGAGCUGGGCAGACAGUAACUACAGCAACAACAACAGCCUGAUCAAAAACAACCACGUGAACCAGUACGACUACAACAUGAUGAUGCCUCACAACUGUCAUUGCGAGCGGCGACGGGCAGUGUGUCUGAAGAACCCUGAGGGAACUUGUCAGGUGGCAUCUGAUGUUCUGGUCAAAACCAUCCGCUUCAUGAAGAGUUUACCCUCCUUCAGUCAGCUUCCAGUGGAGGAUCAGCUAACUCUGCUGAGGGACUGCUGGGUGCCCCUGUUCUCUCUGGGACUGGCCCAGGAACGGACUGUGUUCGAGGUGAAGGAUGUACCACAGGCUAGCAUGCUGAGGAGGAUCCUCCUCAACGGUCAGGGGCCACAGAGUGAGGAAGAGCAUGAGGAGGAAGAUGAGGGGAAGAGGUCACUGCCCACGCUUGCUGGGGUGCAUAAACUCAGAUCCUGUCUGUACAGACUGUGGACUCUGGAUCUCAGCCCAAAGGAAUAUGCCUAUCUGAAGGGUGCUAUGCUGUUCAAUCCAGGUAAAGAUCUUCUUCUUCUACUUCUUCUCAGCAGUCUAUGAUGUAAUGUGGAACUCCAAAUCUACCUGAACUGACAUUCUAUUAAUGUCAUUCAAUUGAAAUAUUUGAAGCAAUCAAUGGCAUAAUCAAUGAUUAUUUAAUAAUCUAACAUGACAAAUGAUGGCAAACAGCUUAACUCUUCUGUCACAUUAGUGUUGAACUGCUGAUGGUGGAAUACAGUUGAAUUGAUAUUCCAUUUACCCCACUUCCUCUUAAUAGCUGUCCCAGGACUGAGCACCACUGUAGUCAUUGACGGUCUUCAACAGGAGGCCCAGAGAGCUCUACAGGAGGUUGUCCUGACCCUUCACCCAGGAGACUCGGGUCGAUUCAGCCGCAUCCUACUAUCGACCUCUGCCCUACAGGCUGUCAGCCAAUCACUCAUCACAGAACUGUUCUUCAGACCUGUUAUUGGUCAGGCAAAUCUGUUUGACUUGUUAAGUGAGAUGCUGUUUAUUAGACAAGAGUACAGCUGAAAGUUUGUGUGGGUGUAUGGUGUAUGUGUGUGAAUGAUAUUUUAGGGUAUUUUCUACUGACAAAUAUGAAUGUGAAGAUUGCAACCAAGCAUUAAAAGUUGUAUAAACACAAUUUUUCAGUUUCUCUCUCUUCUAUCCAUAUGUUUAAUCAUUCUUCUAUCAUUCGUUUUUGGCAUACAUCUGGCAAUUUAUCAGUGGUGUGAAAAAAAUAAAUGAAUAUAGUGAGAGCUACUGUAUUUUUAAUUGAUAGAAAAAUCAUGGACUAUUGUACUGGCUCGUAGCAUGAUAUGUACUCUGGCUCCCACUAGUGGUUUUCUACCUGUAACUACAAAUAUCUGUUGUGCCGUAUACUGAACAGGGGAGUAUGGAAUGGAAAGUACCAAAAAUCCCUUGAGUGACGUUACCUGGGAUUUAACAUUUCAACGCAUGGUAAGGGAGACUUACAAAACUCCAACUAGCUCAACAAUGUGUCAACACUCAUCUAUUUCCUGUCUAUGGCCAGAACCAGAAUAACCUGUUUUACAUGAACAACCAAACAUGUAAUCAGUCAUCUUGUUACAGUCGUUUGGUGGCCUGUAUUAUUUUGUCCUUGCCAAAGAUAAAAGUUGUCCCCAAGGGGCACAAAUGAACACCCGGUCACUGUGCACCUGCAAGAGAUGUCUGUGUAGCUUAAGUCAUAAAUGUGGGCCUGUUCAACAAGGCAAAACAUUACAGAACAUUCAGACAAAAAUGGAUUGAGUAAAAUAAAAAAUAAAUGCUUGCCUUCCAUUGUAGAAUAAGAGAA
Coregonus sp. 'balchen' is the source of this 2070-nucleotide messenger RNA. The record is from the annotation of a GenBank genome assembly. NCBI's taxonomy places the organism in Eukaryota, Metazoa, Chordata, Actinopteri, Salmoniformes, Salmonidae.